Messenger RNA from Kluyveromyces lactis, 1266 nucleotides. RefSeq names its product protein kinase PKP1 (gene PKP1). Gene Ontology annotation, biological process: protein phosphorylation; regulation of glucose metabolic process. The coding region runs from base 1 to 1266 and encodes 421 amino acids. Gene Ontology annotation, molecular function: pyruvate dehydrogenase (acetyl-transferring) kinase activity. The transcript has a single exon. NCBI's taxonomy places the organism in Eukaryota, Fungi, Ascomycota, Saccharomycetes, Saccharomycetales, Saccharomycetaceae. The record is from RefSeq and is a predicted model, not a curated record. Gene Ontology annotation, cellular component: mitochondrion.
AUGACGGUUUGCGGCAUUCUAAGGAAGCAGGCAAGUAUAACGGCUAGGAACAGAUGCCGGUUCUUUUCAGUACAUCGGUCCCCAUUAUUCAAUACACAUAUUAAAAAUGAUGAAAAGACUGUAUCUUCCCAUAACCGCCUUCAUCGUAGGAAUAAUCAUCGAAAACGGAGCAAAGAAAUGACCGAGUUGAAUUUCCAAGAACUCUAUCAUAUUCGAUCAAAUAUCCAGCAUUUGAUCCAAGAUUAUUCUUCGUAUGAGAUUCCAAAGAUCGAUUGGGCAUUUCUUCUGCAAUAUCGUGGCCCGCUUCAGGAUAAUGAGAAGUAUUUCCUCACGAUUAAGACGUUGAACCUGUUAUUGACGUUGACAUGCCAUAGAUUGGCAUCUCUACAAGAAUUACCUUAUAUCGCUUUAGUGAACCCAAAUAUUGAACAAUCUAAUCGGCUUUAUUUAAAAACUUUAGAAUCACUUCUAAGCAUUGAGUAUCCAUACGAUCUGUAUGACACAGAUAAAAUUCAAAAUCUUACAGAGGAAUUCUUGAAUGAUCACCAGGAUACGUUACUUACGUUAUCAAAUGGGUUGCAGGAAGUGAGCCGUUUUUAUGAUCCAGAAAACAUAUUCAAGUUUUUGAAUAAGCAUUUACAUGACAGAAUAUUGAUGAAGUUGUUGACUACCAACUAUUUGAAGCUCUUGGAACAGACUUCUUCCGAUGAGGUCAUUGGCGUCAUCCAUAAAGAUUUGCAUAUAUCUGACUUAGUUACAAGAACGAACGAAUUUGUUAACGAUUUGACAUUUAUCAAAUACGAUAAGACCGUUCCAGUGAAAAUUAUGGAAGGGUCUGAUGUGAAAUUUUCAUAUAUACCUACGGAUCUAGAAUACGUCCUUCAAGAAUUGCUUAAGAACAGCUCGAGAGCACAUAUUGAAAACAACGUUGACAAAGAUGUGGAAGUAACAAUAGUGAAAAACGACGAUCAACUUGAGAUCAGAAUCAGAGACUUCGGAGGCGGUAUAGAUCCACAGGUAGAAGACCGAGUCUUUGAUUAUUCUUUUUCCACAACGGUGAAGGAAGAGAAGGACAGCGGUAUGAGCGAUUAUGUUUUACCUGGUCAAGAAGUCCAAAACGUUGCAGGUAUGGGAUUCGGACUUCCAAUGUGCAAAGCGUACCUAGAGUUGUUCAAUGGUACACUUGACAUUCAGUCAUUGUGGGGAUGGGGUACUGAUGUUUAUAUACGAUUGCACGGUCCAUCGGAUAGACUAUUCGACAAAUGA